AUGUCUGAUACCGCCGAGGUCGAGGUCGAAAACCCCAGCGGGUAUAUGGUCUUGCCCAAAGACGUCACCGAAGAAAUUGGCUCUAUCAAGCUCUUCAACAAGUGGUCGUACGAGGAUGUCGAAGUCCGAGAUAUCUCAUUGACCGACUACAUCCAGAUCCGCUCCCCUGUCUACAUCUCCCACUCCGCUGGCCGCUAUGCCGUCAAGCGCUUCCGAAAGGCCAACUGCCCCAUCAUCGAGCGCCUCACCAACUCUCUCAUGAUGAACGGCCGCAACAACGGCAAGAAGCUGAUGGCUGUCCGCAUCGUUGCUCAUGCUUUCGAAAUCAUUCACAUAAUGACCGACCAAAAUCCCAUCCAAAUCGCCGUCGACGCCAUCGUCAACUGCGGCCCCCGCGAAGACUCCACCCGUAUCGGCUCAGCCGGUACUGUUCGUCGUCAAGCCGUCGAUGUCUCCCCCUUGCGCCGUGUCAACCAAGCCAUUGCUCUCCUUACAAUCGGUGCCCGCGAGGCAGCUUUCCGGAAUGUCAAGAGCGUAGCUGAGUGUCUGGCUGAGGAGUUGAUCAAUGCGGCGAAGGGAAGCAGCAACAGCUAUGCGAUUAAAAAGAAGGAUGAACUGGAGCGGGUAGCGAAGAGUAAUCGGUAG
Letharia columbiana is the source of this 645-nucleotide messenger RNA. RefSeq lists its product as uncharacterized. The transcript is spliced from 3 exons. Lineage: Eukaryota; Fungi; Ascomycota; Lecanoromycetes; Lecanorales; Parmeliaceae. Gene Ontology annotation, cellular component: cytosolic small ribosomal subunit; ribosome. The record is from RefSeq and is a predicted model, not a curated record. Gene Ontology annotation, biological process: ribosomal small subunit assembly; translation. Bases 1 to 645 code for a protein of 214 amino acids. Gene Ontology annotation, molecular function: mRNA binding; rRNA binding; structural constituent of ribosome.